AUGAUUCAAGUACCUUGCUACUACUACUUCGACGAUGGGAUGAGCUACGAUUACUCCUCCCCGUAUUACAGCGCACAAGCAAAAGAAGUCCACAAGAAGAAGACUCCUCAGAGCGCGCGCGAUUAUGAGCGGAUACAGCGAAGGAUCAAAGUCAAUGGUGACAAAGUCGAUGAGGUCUCAACGUACAUUGAUAACUACUUUGGAACACACGUCACAAUUGCGAUCCUCACAAGCCUCGCGAAGAUCGUUAUGGGCAAGCACCGCGUCAAACUGGACAGACUUGCAAGGAGAAAUCGCGCUGCUCUUCUCUGCUGGUACGCAGAGAACUGGGACAUCGUCUCAGACAUACUCAAGGAGAGCAACUUCAAGUCAAUGAUAAGACCUCUGAGCGGUGGCAUACAGACACAUAGUAACUCUUCUGUUCGCAUGUAUCAUGCAUCAUCAUGCGACACAGAGGAAAGUGACGAAGCUGUCGAUCCUAUGGAUAUCUCAGUUUUGCUCAAUUAUCACUGA
Messenger RNA from Trichomonas vaginalis G3, 513 nucleotides. RefSeq lists its product as uncharacterized. Bases 1 to 513 code for a protein of 170 amino acids. The transcript has a single exon. The record is from RefSeq and is a predicted model, not a curated record. NCBI's taxonomy places the organism in Eukaryota, Parabasalia, Trichomonadida, Trichomonadidae.